Drosophila grimshawi is the source of this 3614-nucleotide messenger RNA. RefSeq names its product probable G-protein coupled receptor CG31760. Gene Ontology annotation, biological process: G protein-coupled receptor signaling pathway. Gene Ontology annotation, molecular function: G protein-coupled receptor activity. Gene Ontology annotation, cellular component: membrane. NCBI's taxonomy places the organism in Eukaryota, Metazoa, Arthropoda, Insecta, Diptera, Drosophilidae. The record is from RefSeq and is a predicted model, not a curated record.
CAAAAUACAACACUAACAACAGCAGCAGCAGUAGGAGCAGCAGCAGCAACAUCGUCAUCUGCAACAUCCGUAUCAUUACCAGCCCAAGGCAAUCCAUUUAAAAACAUUGUACGAAUCGGUGAUGGCAACAUCGUCACACGUACGGCCAUUGAGCAAUCGCUGGUAACGAUACAUGACAUUGCCACCGAGAAUCUGGGCACACUGUGCAUCUCAACGCUUUAUCGACCGCUUCAAGUGCCCAUCAACUCGGAACGAUUCGAGAGCACCAGACAAAAGGCAGAUUUGGCGGCAUCAAUACUCCAGGAAGUGGGCAUCAUACGACAUGGCGGUCUCUCUGAUGCGCUGGCCAAGGGCUUGCUCACCGAUGAAUACAUAAAUGGUGCACGCAUUUUAGCUUUGAACUUAACCAACGGCGCAGUCCAGUCCUACGUCUGGUGGGUCAAGAGUGGUCACGAUAAACUUGGAGAGACGCAGCGCUACGAGGAGGAUGGCCUACAAAUUGGCAAAAAGCCUGCACCCAGCUAUCCCUGGUUUGAGGACGAGAGCAGUACACCAACACUGCGCUCACCAAAGUUUGCGCCCAGCCCGCCGAAUAACUACUACAAGGGCUGGUGGACAUACCCGUACUUCUCCUGUGCGCUUAGCAAGUGGCUCGUCUCGUAUAGCAUCGCCAUACCGCCCAGCGGACGGCAUGGAUUGCGCGGCUUCAUCAGUGUCGACAUCGAUGUGACCACGCUGCGCGUCAAUCAGUGCGAUGCGACGCCCUAUCGCUUCAGCAGCCAGCAGCUAUUGCUGCGCCAGAGGCAGCAGGCGCGACGCUCCACAGUCGCGGCAAUUAACAAUGAUGUGGAUACCAUAAAUGAUUUGCAGGCCUUUCACAGUUCACACAAAUGCCAUCGCGCCUCCAUGGUGUGCGACUAUCGUCAGCCCAGCGCGGAGGCGCCGACAAUAAGCAGUGGAAAGAUCUUGGCAUCGAUAUCCAGCAGCAGCAGUUGGUCACGUGGAGCGUAUCAGUGUCUGUGCAAACGUGGCUUUUAUUCGCUGCGGCAUCCUGAUGGCUUCAAUGGCACCAUUAUGGAGAUUGCCUGGCAGGAGCAUCAGGAUAAUAUAAGCAAUUACUAUACGGAUGUAUUCAAAUGUUUGCAAUGCGCCGCCGGCUGUGACACUUGCACCGGUCCCGAGCCCUGUCUGGCCAACUAUCAUUGGCCCUUCAGAAUAUCGCUGCUGACAAUUUCAAUUGGUUGCGCCUGCGGCACCUUUGGGCUUUUAUGCUAUCUAUUUCGUCAUCGUCGCGUCAAAGUCUUUAAGGUGGCCAGCCCAAUAUUUCUGAUGAUCACGCUCAUUGGAUGUGCUAUCAUGUAUCUGGAGAUGGUUGCCAUUUUCCCGUUGCUCGACUCCGGCUGGUGCAUUGCCACAAAGUGGACACGUCACAUGGGCUUCUGCAUUACGUACACCUCGCUGCUGAUGAAGACCUGGCGCGUAUCCUUGACGUAUCGCGUCAAGUCAGCCCACAAGAUCAAGUUGAACGAUCAGCAGCUGUUGCAGUGGAUGGUUCCCAUACUGCUUGUAAUGCUCAUCUAUCUGGGCACAUGGACUAUUUCGGCCACGCCCAUGGCGGAGGUGAUCUACGAUCAGAAUCAUCUGAAAUUCAAGCAAUGCUCGUACAACUGGUGGGAUCAUAGUUUGGCCAUUGGCGAGGUGCUGUUCCUGGCCUGGGGCAUACGGGUCUGCUACAAUGUGCGCAACGCGGAGAGUCUGUACAAUGAGGCACGCCUGAUCUCGUAUGCCAUCUACAACAUAGCCAUCGUGAACAUUGCCAUGGUGGCGUUCCACGUAAUGCUCUUCCCACAUGCUGGACCCGAUUACAAAUACAUGUUGGGCUUUGUGCGCACCCAGCUGUCGACGACGACGACGAUUGCUUUGGUCUUUGGUCCGAAGGUGGCGCGGGUCUUCAAGGGUCAGGGCGAUAAAUGGGAUCAGAAGGCCAAGGUGCGCAGCAUAACCGCAUCCUUUUCGCUCAAUGGCGUUGGCCUGGUGCCUGAGGAGUCGCCCGAUCUAUAUCAGGAGAAUGAGGAACUCAAGGAACAAAUCCAAAAGCUGGCGCAUCAAAUCGAGUUCAUGAAGACUGUUCACAUGCAGAUGAACAAUCGGCAUCUAAAGCCAAAGCCUGGUGGAUAUUUUACCAUCACAUCGACCUCAUUCCAGGCGCCCUACAGCAAGAGCACUGUUUCCACGGCACAAACGCAAACCGGCAAGGACGAAGCCAGCGGUGUUGCCGGCAAUGCGACGCCAUCGAAAUGCAAAUCGCCGAAGGGUAAAGUCUGACGGGGUCAACGAAGUGUUAAAGAUUGCUCAAUAAAUGUUGUUGAUGGACUUGGAGGGGUUGUAGACGACGAUGCAAUUGAUUUUAGUUUCAGCCAACAAUCGGCAGAGCAAGACCAUGACGCGGAGGAGGAGGCUAUGGAGGUCAAGCAGGUCAAGCAGGUGUAUGGGGAUGAGAAGCCGCAGCAGCUGGAGGCGGAUUUAUUACGGCAAUUUCGUCGCCUCUUUGCGCCCAUUAUGAAUGACAGCUUGCAGUUGUACUAUGAGCUCAACGAGGAUGAUACGGAUGUGCAGCACAUUCGCAUACAUCGUACCGUUGCGGAGCUAAACGAGUUGACCAGCAGCGAGGAGGAAACACUGGUCACACAGCUCAAUUCACCGCUGCCGCUGCAGGAGGAGGAGGAGAUGGAGAUGGAGCUGCCGCUGGCACCGCCACCGCCACCGCUACCACUGCCACUGUUAACGCCCAGCAGUGGCUCAAUGUCAUCCACAUCGAGCAGCUGUUUGUAUGCCAUACACACGCCAUCUCCGGCGCAUCCUUGUGGUGGCCAGCGCCUCGAGUCGCCGCUGUCUGGGUGCACUGAACCGCUAACCAUAACUGAGCAAGUGCAGUUGCAUGCACCGCCGGGGCAUGGACAUUACAACAACAACAACAGCAGCAGCAGUAGCAAUGGCCACGAGUUGGAGGAUGAGCACAGCAGCAGUCACAAUAACAAUAACAACAACAACAACACAUCCUGCUCAUUAUCCUCAACGCUGACGGAUAGCAAAACAUUGGAUGGCCGCACUCCCAUUGUGGUCUAGCUUGGAUAACAAAUAAUCGAUUGCUGGGCAGCUGUCGCUUUGUCUGCUUUGCAUUUGUGAUUUCAUUUACACAGUCUAAGGAACAACAACAGCAACAACAAACAACAACAACAAACAACAACAACAACAAAUCGGAAGGAAGCCGAGAACAGUAAAUCGCUUAAUGUUUAAACUAGUCUUAAAUAAUGUUUGUGUGUGUUUCUUGUGUCUCUGUCUGUCUGUCUGUCUGUCUGCCUGUCUGCCUGUGCAGUGCGCUUAUGCGUGGCAAUGAUUCGUGAUAAUUUAUACAGUGGUCGCUCGAUAAUUAGAACGCCUCAACUUCACUGUCGAAAAAUACUUUAUUAUCUCUAAUUAAUUAAUUACUGUAUUAUAGAAUAUUUGUAGCAUAAUUUUUUUAUGCAUCAUUUACAAUUUCAAUGCGAUCACUGUAGAAACACCCCAACGAUGCGCUAGUUGUGCAAUUUAGACUUAAAUUAAUAACAUUUUCA